AUGUUCACGGCUACCAAGCUCCAAGUUGCCACGUACCUGCUUGGCGUCUGUCCCUUUUCCAUCGCGUUUCUGGUCUUCCUUAACUCCUCAGUCUCGUUUGUUAUAACGGACCUCAUUGGCAGGGAGCAUGGCGUCGGUGAUGCCGUUGGAACUCUGGGAUUCGCUGAUGAGCUGGUGGCAUUGGUAGCGUGCCCAGUAUGGGGCUUGCUCUCUGAUCGAAUGGGCCUACGUCUUGUCUGCGUUGCAGGCUACCUGAUCAUUUGCCUGGCUCUGGUUUUAUUCGUCCAAGCCAAAAAUGUUUAUCCUGAGCUGCUGUUAGCGAGAUUAUUCUUCAGCCUUGGGGGUGCUGCGGCAUCCACCAUGGUCACGGCAAUUCUACCUGCCGUUGCAGCACCAUAUACAGGCCACCUAGCCGACCACCAACGUGCCGGCGUCACUGAUGGUGGCAAUGGCCAUGCUUCGAGCCCGUCGAUUGAGUCGGAAGUGACGAUCACACCCGCAAGAUUCGUGUCCAGAUCCUCGCCACGCAAAAACGUUGACUCGAUGGCAACGGAUUCAGACGUCGCUGGCUCGACGAGUCGAGUUGCUGGAUUCGUGGGCAUGUUCACCGGCUGUGGUGCACUGAUCGCCCUGACUCUCUUCCUGCCCCUUCCGGCUAAAUUCCAGUAUGCAGGUAUUGGAGAAAAGGCUGCUCUGAAAGACAGCUUUUACAUCGUGGCUGCUGUGGCUUUCUUGCUGGCUAUCUGGUGCUUCUUUGGUCUUCGGCGUUUACAGAGUGACGCUGAAGAUCAUCCCUCGACCUCCUCCGUCUCUCAGGGCAAGGGAGGAACCUCACGCUUCACCAACGCACUCACUCAAAUGUCGAAUAACUUUCAAACCUCUAUUAUGGCAGGAUUCAAACGCUCCGAAAUAGCCAUCGGGUACCUUGGAGGUUUCGUGGCCCGUGCUUCUUCCGUUGGCAUUUCUCUUUUCAUUCCCCUUCUUGUCAAUGCAAUGUUUCUCUCAUCCGGCCUCUGUGUGGAUCCGUCCUCCAGCGACGAUCCAACUGGUCUGCCGGACAUUAAGAGAAGGUGUCCUCGGGCUUAUGUGGUUGCGGCAGAACUGACGGGCGUUACGGAACUGGUAGCACUUGUCUUUGCUCCUGUAUUUGGCUACUGGUCAGCAAAGGCGACGAGAAAAGAGAUUCCGCUCCUGGUGGCCUCACUGGCGGGAAUAAUCGGGUACCCUUUGUUCGCCAACGAAUUCGAUCCUGACGAUAGAAACACAUCGAAACGGGCAACAGCAUUCGUUGCUGUUUCCCUUAUUGGAAUCAGCCAGAUUGGCGCCAUUGUCUGCAGCCUGGGUACACUGAGCAAAGGGAUACUUCGCAAAGAAGCAACCCGUCGGCCCAACACCCUCGAGCACGAUGGCCAAAGAGCUGAUGCUGGCCCUGACGAGGCAAGCCCCCUUCUGACUGCCACGCAACAGGGAACUAGAGAAGUGCCGUUGUCAGCUUUGAAGGGCUCUGUUGCCGGCGUUUAUUCAUUCUACGGAGGGGCUGCGAUACUGAUUCUAACCAAGAUUGGGGGGCUGCUGUUCGAUAAAGUCACUUUGGCUGCCCCCUUCUACAUCAUGGCAAUAUUCAACGCAAUUCUGAUGGUGGCGUGUAUGAUCUCGAGUCUCUGGAGGAACAAGGAACAUACGACACAACAAGGACCCGGGCGGCUAGGCGGAGGCUAG
This is a messenger RNA of Cladophialophora immunda, 1719 nucleotides long. RefSeq lists its product as uncharacterized. Gene Ontology annotation, molecular function: transmembrane transporter activity. The record is from RefSeq and is a predicted model, not a curated record. Gene Ontology annotation, biological process: transmembrane transport. The coding region runs from base 1 to 1719 and encodes 572 amino acids. NCBI's taxonomy places the organism in Eukaryota, Fungi, Ascomycota, Eurotiomycetes, Chaetothyriales, Herpotrichiellaceae. The transcript has 2 exons.